CGUAGCCACGACUUUUUCUGCUAAAAAAACAACAACUUCCUCUUCCGCUCGCCGCCGCGGUUCCCCUCCGCGCGCCGCCGGUACGACCGCCGCUGCGGCGCCCCACCUCCCUGUCGCGUCGCGUUCAUCUCUCCUCAUCCGCCUAGGUUACUCCUCGGUCGAGCGGCCCCGCCCCCACGUCGCUCCCUCAACUGCUUCCCUCUCCCAUCUGCUGGUUUCCCGGCAUGCCUUAGCGCCACUCACUGGCCGCCGCCGUCACUGCGGCGUCACGGGUGCAGAUUUGGUUGCAAUCUACCUAUGCUUUCUGAUAUUUGAUCUGGAUUUCCAACAGAAUAGAACUGCCUGAGAAGUGCCAGCAGAAAAAUAAAAAGUGAAGUAUCAUCACGUGGUCGUAAGAGAGCCAUGAAAGAUACAUUGACAGAACAGCCUGAGAAGAAGCUUACUCACAGAAUUCGUCAAAAAAGAGCAAAAGUUUCAGAAGUCAAAACUUUACUGGAAAAACCUGAUCAUGAGAUAGAUCGCAUGAAGCUAAGUGUGAUGCAUAUCAGGUUGUUACAUGAGGCCAGAGAGCGUAUUAAGAGUAAAACAAUUCCAUCAGGACCAUCAUCGUUUAAUCAAAGCAGCUCCCAGUUUGGAGAUACCAACAGUUUUGAUCCUUUUGAAGAGAACUAUGACAAUGGCAGAAGAGAGAACCACAUGGUAGAAAAUGCAACCAAACUGAAUUACCAUUCCUACAUGAACAAACAAACACGGGCCAAAUGGUCGAAAUCUGACACUGACUUAUUUUACCAGGGUCUUCACCAAUUUGGUAGUGAUUUUGCAAUGAUACAGCAGUUAUUCCCUGAUAAGUCCCGUGAUCAGGUGCGGCAGAAGUUUAAAACCGAGGAGAAAAAGCAUCCAAUGCAAGUCCACGAUGCUAUACUUCAUCGCUCAAGAGAUAAUUUGUAUUUAAAGCAAGUAAUCAAACAGCUCAACAUUGAAGAUCUGCAGAGGGACAUCAACAGUACACAUAAACAAGUGGUUGCAUCAAUUGAAGGAGACACUGGAAAUGAGCAUGCGUUGCAGGAUUUCAUGGAGGAAGAGAAUGAUUCAAAUUGGUCAGCUAAAGAGCUGAGCGCGCGCCAAUCUGAGGUCAGAGAGGUGGAGCAUGUUGCUGGGAAUGCUGAUGAUGGCCUGGAUCUGGAUGUUUUUGAUUGGUACUAGGACGAUAAUCAUGAUGAAAAUCAGGCAAAGACAAUACGGGGUCUCAUUAUUCUGCGAAUGUGCUAAUGACAUGCCCUGUCCCAGUUAUGUUUGCUCACGGGAUUAUCGAGUUACGGAUGCAAAUAGUACAGUUGUUAGGCCGAAUACAAGCUUAUUUUGCUUUUGCCUUUACAACGUACUGAACAGAGCGUCAGGGUAGCGUAGCAACACCAUAUUCGCUCUGUAGUAGCCACAGGAACAGGCUGCCAGCCAUAUUUUGCAGUCUGAAGGUGCUAAAUUUGGAAUCUAUUGGUAGCAUAUCAGCCAUCAAAUAUGUGAGGUUUUGCAGAACA
Messenger RNA from Triticum aestivum (bread wheat), 1535 nucleotides. RefSeq names its product transcription factor TFIIIB component B''. Gene Ontology annotation, cellular component: transcription factor TFIIIB complex. NCBI's taxonomy places the organism in Eukaryota, Viridiplantae, Streptophyta, Magnoliopsida, Poales, Poaceae. The record is from RefSeq and is a predicted model, not a curated record. The coding region runs from base 403 to 1203 and encodes 266 amino acids. Gene Ontology annotation, biological process: RNA polymerase III preinitiation complex assembly. Gene Ontology annotation, molecular function: TFIIIC-class transcription factor complex binding. The transcript has 8 exons.